Molecule: messenger RNA, 3050 nt
Organism: Aspergillus fijiensis CBS 313.89
Lineage: Eukaryota; Fungi; Ascomycota; Eurotiomycetes; Eurotiales; Aspergillaceae
Product: alpha/beta-hydrolase
Exons: 2
Coding region: 106-2835 (909 amino acids)
Source: RefSeq, a predicted model, not a curated record
UACUACCUUCGACCGCAUAUAUCGUCGGUGAUUGUCUUCUGUCUGUCUCUGGCUAGCUGGGGCCGAAACUUGCUGUUGGACAGGCAAGAUUCCCUGUCCCUGUCAAUGUCCGCCAUGGAUCGCACGGAACAUUCUCCGACAUCCCAAGUUGAUGAUGCCCCUUUCCUACCCUCGGCUUUGCUCGACAUGCGUCGCAAGUCAAUUCCGUCGCGCGCACUCGCUGCGAGUCCUCCCCCAGCUUUUGACCCUGCUUCCCCCGAAGUCAUCUCUUCUCUGAUCUCGUCUCUGUCGACCAUCUCGAUACCUCUUCAGACGCACUUUGACAACGUUCCGCGCAUUGACACCAAGACCGAUCCCGACUCGCCCGUCUUUUUCGCCCCCGAGAAACAUCACAUUCCGGACCAACGCCCGGUCAGCGCGCAUGAACUCGGGUUGAGUCUCGGGGCGUUUCAGCCGCCCGUGGAGACGUCACAGGGUCCCUUUCUGCAUCCAGAUGAUGCAGCAGUUGCUCCGAUCAUUCGCAUGGCCCGCGCGCCGCCACCCCCCAAACACAAAGCUGCCCUCGAUUCGCCCUUGUCUCCAGGGAGACCGACAUCAAGGGGCUCCUUCACUUCGUCCAAGGCCGCCUAUGAAGAUUCCGCUUUUGGUACAAUCACCGCUGAGCCAGGUCCACGGCUUUUAACUGCGAGUAGUGUCGCCUCGUCCGGAUCCAAGAAAAGCCUCAAACGCCAAGUCAGCAUCUUAAAGCGAGUUUCGCGAGAGUUUCCCAGCGAGAAAGAGCGGCAGCUGGAUCGACUGCGCAAAACGAACAGCUUCAACGACGGGCUUCGUCAAACUACACCGCGCAAUAGGGCUAGUGUACGCUCUCUCCAUUCCAUGGCCGACGUGGUUGAAGAAGGACGUGCUCCGCCACUCCGAUCCCCAACUGAGACCACUACCGAUUCUUCAUUAAGCAGACCUCCCAGCAAGGAACGCAACUCAUUGCAGGGCAACCAAGAAAGUACGCCCAAUACUCCAGGUGGCAUUGGGAGCGGGCGCGUUAUCCCUACCCGCGAAUCAUCCUUGCGACAUAGUUUCUCUUUGAGCUCCAAGCACCGAAGAUCUUCUACUCGCCAUAGCCGGUAUUCAUCUACCAGUAGCAGAGAGAUGAAAGUGGACAGUGCCGUUUCGGGGGUGGGCAGUGAUUCGGAUCAGGUGACGAAGAGAAUCCAAGAGUUGAAGGACCAGCAACAGAAGAUCAAGACCGAGCUAGAAUUAGAUGACGCCUCGCUGAACUCACCUAAAGAGCCCAUUGCCAAAGAUGCGCAGCCGUUGGCAUCUGCGGGACUUGGUGGAACUACCGAUUUACAGCAAGCGGGGCAUAUAUCUCGCUUCAGCUUUGACGAGAGCGCUCCAGCUCCAGCAGUCUUAACGGGCAAAAGCCGCUCUGCAACCUCAAUCAGUCCCCCAUUCACCUCUAGAUCAACCACUACAUCCAUCCAUUCGUUCGACAAAUAUGACCCAUCUGAGAAAAUGACGCACAGGCAUGUGGCCGACUCACCGUCUCCCUUCCGUCAUACUCGAUCUCUAUCGAGCGCGAGUUCCCCUACUGCUUAUACCGCCGUAGAAGAGCGCCCGUCCAGCGCUGACUCCAUCGACCUUGCAGUUCAAGACUAUGUGACGGCCGCUAAGCUGACCCAGAGGGUCAUUCACCCCACGUCAGGCCGCUCUAUAGCAUUUUCAGAGGUUGGAGACCCUAAUGGUCAUGUGGUUCUUUGCUGCCUCGGCAUGGGGUUGACGAGAUAUCUGAUGGCCUUUUAUGACGAGCUGGCAAGGUCUCUCAAGCUUCGUCUGGUCACCUUAGAUCGUCCUGGAGUCGGUGAAAGCGCACCCUACAUCAACGAACCGGCAACCCCUCUUAGUUGGCCUGAUGAUGUUGCGAUAGUAUGUAAUCAUCUUAGAGUAACAAAGUUCUCGAUCAUGGCACACUCCGCUGGAGCUAUUUAUGCGCUAGCUACGGCUUUGAGAAUUCCACAGCAUAUUCGAGGAAGAAUUCAUCUGCUAGCUCCGUGGAUCCCUCCUUCACAGUUAUCCAGCUUUGGCUCAUUGAAGGCUCCAGUUCCGACCAAUGCCGUCCCUUACACCCAACGCAUUCUCCGAGCGCUCCCGACAUCGAUCCUUAAGGUCGCGAACUCCAGCUUCAUGAGCGCAGCAAGUGCGAGUCUCACCUCCAGUCUCCCCAGGUCACCCCGGCGAGCCAAGCGCAAAGCGCUACAGAGAGACAUCUUAAGCUCCGCUGUUAUCGAGUUCAGCAAGCCCCAACAGCUUCCAGGGAAGGUUCACCAGCAAGGCGGUCUGAAAGGCCUUGAGAAUAAGAAGCCUACGCCCAUAGUCGUAGGAGCAGGCCAUCCCAUUGACAAACAUCUAUCGAACCAGGCCGCACUUGCUGCAUCUCAAGAUCGUGAGCGGCAGGUGGAUUACGAUAAUCGGCUCACCCACAGGAUCUGGGAAUUAGCGACGACCAACGCAAACCCGGCGGUAGAUUUACUGGUGUGCUUGGAACGUCGUCAACCUAUUGGAUUCCGCUAUGUGGAUAUCACUCGGAAUGUGGUGAUCCACCAUGGUAGCCGAGACACUCGCGUUCCUGUCGACAAUGUCAGAUGGCUGGGGAAGACUAUGCGACGCUGCGAAGUGCGUGUGCUUGAAGGUGAAGGGCACGGAUUGAUGGCCUCAGCUACGGUGAUGGGCAAUGUGCUGAUGGAAAUUGCCAAGGAGUGGGAGGAUUGGAUGGUUGUGGUCCAAGGCAAGCGUAAAGGGACUAUUGGGCCGCGCUCAGGCAUCGCAGUUCAAGCAUGAUGAUGGCUUGGGUCCUUACCAACUUCCUGGAUCUUCGCUAUGAUCCCUAUCACAAAUCACGCGACAAAAGAGAAGUCAGCGAAGAUCGGUCAAACGGAAGAGAAACGUUGCGCUUUUUGGACGAGGAUCAUCACCACCACAAUACCCGUCAAUUGCUCAGUCGAACCGCUGCAGGGUAUGCGGGAUGACGAAGCGACCUUAUCUUACCAUGUCAG